AUGGACCGACUCGAUGACAUCCUGAGGCGGUAUACUGUCCAGGGAGAGGACACCAAAGACAGGCUUCUCGGUGCAGCAUUCGUAGUGACGGACAAAGAAGGCAAGUUUCCAACCCACCGCCCUCUCAACACCAACAAAAGGACCAUCUACAGCGGCUCAUCCGGCCGCCUCCAUCUUGACCUUAAAUCGCCCCUCUUCACAGAGAAGUCCUUCACAUGGGUAGCCUCCCUCACCAAGCUCGCCACGACCAUCUCCAUCCUGCAGCUCGUCGAACGGGGUCAGCUCGACCUCGACGCCGACCUACGCCAUCUCGUCCCGGAGCUCCAGGACGCCAGCAUCCUCCGUGAGUUUGACGAGAGUGACAACCCCGUCAUCGAGGCCAACACCAAGCCCAUCACCAUGAGGCAGCUGCUCACCCACACAUCCGGCUUCAGCUACGAGUUCUCCGACCCGGUCCUACUCCAGUGGUCGCGCACCCAGCCCAACCGCAACGUCUCGCGCCUUCAGUGGUCCAAGCUAGAAGUCACCACGCCGCUGCGAUUCACCCCCGGCGAGAGCUGGGGAUACGGCGUCGGACUGGACUGGGCUGGCCAGGUCCUCGAGGCCCUCACUGGCAAAUCCCUCGGCCAGUACAUGCAGGAGAACAUCCUCGAUCCCGUCGGUCUCAACGACACGGGCUUCUGGCCCGAGAGGAUCCCACACACGGCGCCCAGGACCGCGCAAAACGUCCAGCGCACAAAGGACGGGAAGCUCGCUGCCGCGUACUGGCCCACCCCCGAGAAGCACGAGAUUGAGUCCGGCGGCGGCGGGUGGUUCACGACGGCCAGCGACUACGCGCUGUUCCUCCGGGCGUUUCUGGCGGGGAGGCUGGUCUCGGAGGAGACGAUGAGGGAGAUGUUCAAGCCGCAGCUGAACGAGGCGCAGGCCGAGUAUCUGAGGACGAUUGCUUUCCACCCCAUGGUUCACAAUACGUUUGCGCCCGAGUUUAAGCCCGGCACGAAUAUUGACCAUGGCCUGGGGGGCAUGCUGAAUGUUGAGGAUGUACCAGGCAAGAGGAAGGCGGGAAGUAUCGCGUGGAGCGGGAUUCUCAACAGUCGAUGGUCUCUUGUUCGUUCUCUGCAGUGGGUUGACCCGAAGACGGGCAUUGCAGGCGUUCUUAUUGUCAAUGUUCGGCCCAACGGCGACCCUGUUGUGGCCAAGUUGUAUGAUGAGCUGGAGCUUGCUGUAUACGGCCAGCUUUUGGGACAGGCUGCUGUCCAGAGUCGUAUUUAA
Metarhizium acridum CQMa 102 is the source of this 1272-nucleotide messenger RNA. The record is from RefSeq and is a predicted model, not a curated record. Lineage: Eukaryota; Fungi; Ascomycota; Sordariomycetes; Hypocreales; Clavicipitaceae.